This is a messenger RNA of Ricinus communis (castor bean), 1276 nucleotides long. Its product is annotated as probable carboxylesterase 18. NCBI's taxonomy places the organism in Eukaryota, Viridiplantae, Streptophyta, Magnoliopsida, Malpighiales, Euphorbiaceae. Gene Ontology annotation, molecular function: carboxylic ester hydrolase activity. The transcript has a single exon. Bases 74 to 1195 code for a protein of 373 amino acids. The record is from RefSeq and is a predicted model, not a curated record. Gene Ontology annotation, biological process: pollen tube growth.
AGAAAAAUCUGAGGGGUUAUGGCCAUGGACAUGGCCCUCUGUGCAUGUCUUAUCAACUUUACUUCAUCUGUAUAUGUGGGUCCAUUAUUUCAUCUCCAUACUUCAUUUUAUCUUCUUCUUUUCUUCUAUUUUUCCCAGGAAAAAGAAAAAAAAAGAAAAAAGAAAGAAGAAUAAAAAAAUGGCAGAAAGGAAUCAACAAUGGCCUGAUAACAUCCCAUGGAACGUUAAGCUCUUCAUACACGCCCUAUCCUUCGGUCUUGAUAUCACCCGUCGCUCUGAUGGCAUUGUCAAUCGUUGUCUCAUGAGCUUCUUCGACAUAAAAGCAUCUCCUUCCAAGAAACCAAUCAAAGGAGUCAUGAGCGCUGAUAUCACCGUUGACAAAGCUCGAAACCUUUGGUUCCGCCUCUACACACCCACCACCAUCACCACUGAUGAUGGUCUUCCUGUUAUUUUCUUCUUCCACGGCGGUGGUUUUGCCUACAUGUCAGCUAACUCGAAGCCUUAUAAUGACUUCUGCUACCAGCUUGCUAGAGAACUCUCUGCUAUCAUCAUCUCUGUCAGCUACCGGCUUGCUCCUGAGCAUCGUUGCCCCACCCAAUACGAAGACUGUUUCGAUACUAUGAGGUUCAUAGACAGUACAGGAAUUGAGCAAAUUUCAAGCAUCGCCAAUCUGAAACAGUGUUUUAUUGCUGGAGAUAGUGCUGGUGGGAAUUUGGUGCAUCAUGUAGCGGUCAAGGCUAGCGAGUAUGAGUUUUCUAACAUAAAACUGAUUGGCAACAUAGUCAUCCAGUCAUUUUUUGGAGGCGAAGAAAGAACCGAGUCUGAAUUGAGGCUCACUAGAGCUCCAUUUGUGACCAUGGAGCGUGCAGAUUGGAUGUGGAAGGUCUUCCUGCCAGAGGGCUCGAACAGGGACCACUGGGCGGCUAAUGUUUUCGGGCCGAAUAGUUUGGUUGAUAUUUCGGGUGUUAAGUUUCCGGCAACGAUUGUGUUUGUCGGGGGAUUUGAUCCUCUACAAGAUUGGCAGAAGCGGUACUACGAAGCAUUGAAGAAAUUUGGGAAAGAAGCAUAUUUGGUGGAGUACCCGAAUGCAUUUCAUACUUUUUAUGCUUAUCCAGAAGUGGCGGAGGCUUCUUUGUUCUUGAAGGAAGUGAAGAAUUUUAUGCAGAAGCAAUCAGCAAUAGCAACUAAUAUUUGAACCAUUCUUUUCAAUUUUGUAAUUUGAAAAAGAUAAAUUUGGUUGUACUUGAACCAAGAAUAAUAUACUGCGAUUACUAGA